AUGAAAUGCAACACGUUCGCAUGGAAGGAGGAAAUAGGGAAUAUUUCCACAGGGAUAACACUCAAAGACAGGAACAUUGAUAUUAAAGACCUCUCGUGUCCUCUUUGCGGGUCAAGUGAUGAGACUUCUAACCAUCUUUUCACGACUUUUAUGGUGGCGAGUAUUAUUUGGCAAAGAAUAUCGGCUUCGAGCAGGGUGGCGCUCAUAGUCGUGUCGAUUGUUAGGGACCUCUUAGAGAUUUGUAAUCAUGUCGGGUUGAAAGGGACAACUGUUAACGGGAUUUUCCAUGGGUUUCACGCAUCCGAAUCCUCAAAUGUCAAAUAUGAGGAGGAAUUUAUUACAAAUUCAAAGGGAAAAAAGCUUUUUACAUGUCGUUGGAUUCCGACGAAUUUUGAACCAAAAGCUUUAGUAUUUCUUAACCAUGGAUAUGCUAUGGAGUGUAGUGUCUCCAUGAAAGGAGCUGCGAUGAGGCUUGUAAAGGCGGGAUUCGGAGUUUAUGGAAUAGAUAAUCAAGGCCAUGGGAAAUCUGAUGGAAUUAAGGGUUUCAUCUCUCAUUUUAAUGAUCUUGUUGAAGACUGUUCUCAAUUUUUCACAAGCAUUUGUGAAAGGAAUGAGAACAAAAAUAAAUUGAGAAUAUUGCUUGGAGAAUCCAUGGGAGGAGCAAUGGUGCUUCGGUUACAUUUGAAGAAACCAGACUUUUGGGAUGGUGGAGUAUUGGUUGCACCCAUGUGUAAGAUUGCAGACAAUAUGAGACCAUCACCAAUUAUGUUUAAUGUUCUAACACAACUUAGAAAAUUUAUACCCACUUGGAAAAUUGUCCCGGGUGAUGAUAUUGUUGAGCUUGCCUUCAGAGAUCCUAAAAUUAGACAGGAAAUUCGUGAUAAUCCGUUAUGCUACAAAGGUCGUGUGCGCCUACAAACUGCUAUGGAGUUGUAUACUGUGACUGUAGACCUUGAGAAAAAGUUAAAAGACGUGACAAUGACAUUCUUGAUUGUGCAUGGAGAAGAUGAUGAUGUGACCGAUCCUUUGACGAGUAAACUGUUAUACGAUUCUGCUUCUAGCACCGACAAGACCUUUAAGUUGUACCCGGGAAUGUGGCAUGCCCUCACGUAUGGGGAGUUUACUGAAAACACUGAUAUUGUUUUUGCUGAUGCUAUUAGUUGGAUCAAUGAGAGAAUUGCCCGAGGAAACUCAAGAUCGGAGAGGGAGCUAAAGUCGAAAAAUGAUAAGCCUCCUGACACCGAUAAAAAGAAAGAUCAUAACUAG
Molecule: messenger RNA, 1266 nt
Organism: Helianthus annuus (common sunflower)
Lineage: Eukaryota; Viridiplantae; Streptophyta; Magnoliopsida; Asterales; Asteraceae
Product: caffeoylshikimate esterase
Exons: 9
Coding region: 1-1266 (421 amino acids)
Cellular component (GO): membrane
Molecular function (GO): lipase activity
Source: RefSeq, a predicted model, not a curated record